Messenger RNA from Anopheles nili, 720 nucleotides. RefSeq names its product neuroparsin-A-like. The record is from RefSeq and is a predicted model, not a curated record. Lineage: Eukaryota; Metazoa; Arthropoda; Insecta; Diptera; Culicidae. The transcript has 3 exons. The coding region runs from base 70 to 474 and encodes 134 amino acids.
UGUGUGUGCGUGUGUUGCUGUGUUCGUGUUCAAAUAGAAGUAACGGUUUUUGUUUUAUUGUUCGAGUAAAUGAUGUCCUCCCGAAGCGUGCUCCUGUUCACCGUCGUCCUGAUGGGAUACUUUUACUGGAGUCUAGCCCAACCGAAGAACCCAAUCAAGGUGCGGUGCAUGGUGAAGCCAGAAGUCAACAACUCGGCCAUGUGCCCCCACGGGACCUUCCUCAACGCGUGCGGCAAGUGGGAUUGCAUCAAGGGUCCGGGCGAGAACUGCGGUACCAACAUUCCCGAUAUCAUCCUGUACGGCAAGUGCGCGGAUGGGUUGUGGUGCUGUAACGGUCAGUGCAAAGGCUGCACCAAAGGAAACUGCUUCAACGAGGCCUGCCAUCCGUCCAAACGGCACAGCUAUCAGCCCCGCUCCGACCCGGAUAUGCUGGCGCGGUACAUCGAUCGGCUCUACUCGAUCUACGACUACUAGGCUUCUUUGCAAGGACUGCUCCAGGAUACGCAGACCACAGCUGGCAUGUCUCUGCCACGUUGCCAGCACCUCCACGCAUUGUAAAACCGUCGCAAUGGUAGCCAUUUCACGCCCGCCCGGAUGUUCCGAGUAUCUUAGCCAGCCAGCCAGCCGCUAUCCUUGCCGCUCCUGUGCGCUUUCGCUAUCGUAGAAUAGAAAUUAGCCUUCAACAAAUAAACCAACAAAAAACAUAACCACACAAAACAG